UUUACGUUAUCAUCUACUACAUCCUGACUACUUGUAUUAUCGAAUAAGGGAGUUGCAAAAGGUUUUCAAGCUUCGUGUCAUUUUGUGUCAUAUUGAUGUGGAAGAUGUAACUAAGCCAUUGUUGGAAGUCACAAGGACUGCAAUGUUUCAUGAUUGCACCCUUUUAUGUGGUUGGAGCUUGGAAGAAUGUGGUCGGUACUUGGAGACUAUAAAAGUAUAUGAAAACAAACCUGCAGAUAGUAUUCGUGAACAAAUCGAUACAGACUAUUUAUCACGGCUGACCCGUGCACUUACAGCAGUUCGACAUGUUAACAAGACAGACGUAGUUACUCUUGGCUCCACUUUUACGUCACUUGCAGGUAUAAUGGACGCGUCCAUGGAAGAUUUAGCUCGGUGCCCGGGUAUCGGCGAGCGCAAGGUGAAGCGCCUUUAUGAUACAUUUCAUGAACCAUUCCGAAGGGUUUCUAAUCGACCGUCCACUGUUACGAUCGCUGAAGCUUUUAGCAAAGGUAAAAAUGAAGCGAAGGAGGCUCUGAAGGAUGAUGGGGAAAAGACAGAAAUCGAGGAAGGGAAGUCUGUGGCUUCUAAGGCUGAAAAAGAGAGUAGCAGCAAUAAUGUUCGUUCAGCUUUAGAUGCUGCUUUUGCUAAAUAUGCAGAGAGAGCUGGGAAGCGUGAUAGGAAAGGAAACCCAGUUAGAAAAGAAAAUGGGUAAUGGUGGUGAUAGCAGCAAGUCUUUAACUGAUGCAGCAAAUUGAGGAUAGUUUACUGAAUAUCUAGAGAGAUUAUUAUGUGCGGUGUCUGGACCGUCUGGAGGCGAAUUCAGACUUGCCACAUGUGUGGCACAUUCGGAUUUACCUCUUGAUGAAUCCGGAUGUAAUAAUCUACCAAAACUGUAUUAUAUGUUAAAAAUAUUAAUCCUUGAUGACGGUUGUUGAAGGCCGGUGGAAUGGAUUUAUUUUGUUCAACUUCACAUGA
Messenger RNA from Dendrobium catenatum, 975 nucleotides. RefSeq names its product DNA excision repair protein ERCC-1. Gene Ontology annotation, cellular component: nucleus; ERCC4-ERCC1 complex; nucleotide-excision repair factor 1 complex. Gene Ontology annotation, biological process: nucleotide-excision repair; meiotic mismatch repair; UV-damage excision repair. The record is from RefSeq and is a predicted model, not a curated record. Gene Ontology annotation, molecular function: single-stranded DNA binding; damaged DNA binding. Lineage: Eukaryota; Viridiplantae; Streptophyta; Magnoliopsida; Asparagales; Orchidaceae.